Molecule: messenger RNA, 6548 nt
Organism: Oryctolagus cuniculus (rabbit)
Lineage: Eukaryota; Metazoa; Chordata; Mammalia; Lagomorpha; Leporidae
Source: RefSeq, a predicted model, not a curated record
CCUCUGUUUACAGAUGAAGAAAGUGAAACACAGAAAUACAUGGCUAACUGUCAUACAGUUAAUGGUUCAUGGAGCUGAAAUUUGAACCUGGACUCCAGCCACUGUGUUAUACUGGCUCAUGGCAGUGAAUGAGUGUCUGGAGUAACUAGGAAAAGUAUGCUUUAAUCCCUGUCUUUGAAGACCUCAUCGUCCAGUGGAACAAGCCCAGAUCAGGCCUGCAUUUCUGGUUGCUGAGUUGGAUUGUUAUAGAUCUUCUCACCUGUCUCCUGCCUAUGGUGCCCUCCAGACAGCCUGCCUUGACUCCACCACAUGGCUCUGUGCUAGGAAGCUGGAUUGCUAGCAUUGCAUAGACUGGGCAUUUUUUCUUCUGUGCUUAAAGUAUUGCUAUGGACAGCAGGCAUCAAAGUAGUCACAAACUCAACAAAGCUGAGAAGAAGUUCUUAAGGAAACAGAUUAAAGCCAAGCAUACCUUGCUGAGACACGAAGGCAUUGAGACAGUAUCUUAUGCCACUCAGAACCUGGUUGUUGCCAAUGGUGGUUUGGGUAAUGGUGUGAGUAGGAACCAACUGCUCCCAGUUUUGGAGGACUGUGGACUGGUGGAUGCUCUCUUAAUGCCACCUAACAAGCCCUACUCAUUCGUGAGAUACAAAACCACAGAAGAAUCCAGGAAAGCCCAUGCUACUCUUAAUGGAAAAGAGAUAGUGGAUGAUUUAGGACAAAAGAUCAUUCUGUACUUAAAUUUUGUGGAAAAAGCACAGUGGAAGGAGUUGGGGCCUCAGGCCUUACCCCCGGGCCUCAUGGUUGUAGAAGAAAUCAUUUCUUCUGAGGAUGAGAAAAUGCUUUUGGAAAGCAUUAAUUGGACAGAAGAUACAGAUAAUGAAAAUUUUCAAAAAUGCUUGAAACACAGAAGAGUAAAGCAUUUUGGUUAUGAAUUCCGCUAUGACAACAACAACGUAGAUAAAGAUAGGCCACUACCCGGGGGUCUUCCUGAUAUUUGUGAUAGCAUUUUGGAGAAGUGGUUGCAGGAAGGUUACAUUAAGCAUAAACCUGAUCAACUGACCAUAAAUCAGUAUCAACCUGGGCAUGGAAUUCCUGCUCAUAUUGACACGCAUUCUGCUUUUGAGGAUGAGAUCAUUUCUCUCAGUUUGGGGUCAGAGAUUGUCAUGGAUUUUAAGCAUCCAGAUGGUAUCACAGUCCCAGUUAUGUUGCCUCGUCGGAGUUUGUUGGUGAUGACAGGAGAAUCUAGAUAUCUUUGGACCCAUGGAAUCACACCCAGAAAAUUUGAUACUAUUCAAGCAUCUGAGCAUCACAAAAGUGGAAUUAUCACCAGUGAUGUUGGAGACUUAACUUUAAGCAAGAGGGGAAUCCGAACAUCAUUUACAUUUAGGAAAGUGAGGCGAACACCUUGUAACUGUAGUUACUAUGUGGCCUGUGACAGCCAGAGGAAAGAGAGUCCUCCUUCAUUUCCGGAGAGUGAUCAAGAAGCCUCCCAGCUGGAGCGAGAGUAUGUCCAUCGAGUGUAUGAAGAGAUUGCUGGGCACUUCAGCAGCACCAGACAUACCCCUUGGCCACACAUCGUGGAGUUUUUGAAGGCUUUGCCAGAUGGUUCAAUAGUGGCUGAUAUUGGAUGUGGAAAUGGAAAGUACCUUGGCAUCAAUAAGGAGUUAUAUAUGAUUGGUUGUGACCGUAGCCAGAAUCUUGUGGACAUUUGUAGAGAAAGGCAAUUUCAGGCCUUUGCGUGUGAUGCGCUGGCAGUGCCAGUCCGCAGUGAGUCUUGUGAUGCCUGCAUCUCCAUUGCUGUUAUUCACCAUUUUGCAACAGCAGAACGUAGAGUGUUGGCUCUCCAAGAACUCGUUCGACUCCUGAGACCUGGUGGGAAAGCACUUAUCUAUGUCUGGGCAAUGGAACAAGAAUAUAAUAAACAGAAGUCUAAAUAUCUUAAAGGAAACAGAAUUAGCCAAGGAAAGAAAGAGGAAAUAAGCAGUGACGCUUCUGCACAAGGGUUGCUUCUGGAGCAGAUGCCUGACAUGGGCCAUCAAGACACAGCAUCUUCGGUCCCCUGCUUUAGUGACAUUCAGGAGGGAGAAUGUCAUUCAAACAAAGUUGCUAAUUCCGAGCUGCCUGUUCAUACCAACAGGACUUCUUUUCAUUCUCAAGAUGUUCUAGUUCCCUGGCACCUUAAGGGAAGCUCUGGGAAAGCCAAACCUGUUGAGUCAUUGGGUCCAUUAGGAUCCUGUGAUACCAGUGCUGUGUUUCACCGUUACUACCAUGUGUUCUGUGAGGGAGAGCUGGAAGCUGCCUGCCAGACUUUGAGUAAUGUCAGCAUUCUGCAAAGCUACUAUGAUCAGGGAAACUGGUGUGUGAUUCUUCAAAAGCUCUGAUUUAUUUAAAUGACCAAAUCAUAUAGAAACACACAGCGUUUGUUUUUAAAGGAGACUUAAUUAAUUGUAUUUCUAAUUAAAGAGAAAAUGUGUGGAAAAGUAACGAAGGAGGAUACCUGCAAGAAGUAUGGAAGUAGAAAUUAGGAAACAUUCAGUCUGCUGCUGUUGGCUGACAUCUUAGGUGUAGGCCCCUUCUCACGUUACUGCUAAGGGUGAUUUUCAAAAUUACUUGAAGUAGUUGGUGAAAUGUUUGGUAUCUUUGGAUGGGAAUACAGCAUUUUGAAGGUAAUCUUUUGUUAUAAAAUGUUACUAAUUGAAUGAUAUCAUGUCAACUCUUAGUGAAGUGAUUUUACAGCAUUUAAAUAAAAUAUUCCCAAUCAGUAGGAGAUUGAAAUUUUGUCUGCAUCUUUUUACUUCAUAAGAUCAUAGAUGUUAACCACUUUAUCACCAAACUUUACAUGACACAAUGGUUGCCCAGUAAAAUUUUAAUCAAUCAAAGGGUGAUUGUUUGGCCUAGUGGUGAAGAUGCCAUUUAAGAUGCCUGUAUCACAUACUGGAGUACCUGGAUUUGAUGCUUGGCUCAAAAAUUCUUACUCCAGCUUUAUGAUAAUGUGGACUUUGGGAGGCAUUGGUAAUGGCUCAAGUAACUGGAUUCUUACCAAUCUUGUGGGAGACCUGGAUUGAGUUCCUGCCAGCUUUGGCCUGGCCUAGCCCUAGCCCUUGUGAGCAUGUGGGGAAUGAACCAGUGGAUGUCAGCCCUCUCAAUUUGUCCAUCUGUCUCCCUCUGUCUUGAUUCUAGAAAAAAAAACUUUUAAAAUCAGAUAACACCUACACUUAGGCACUGCAUUCAACAAAUACUUAUUGAACCUCUACUAUUUACUAAUUGCUACUUUUUUUUUUUUUUUUUUUUGAUAGGCAGAGUGGACAGUAAGACAGAGAGAAAGGUCUUCCUUUGCCGUUGGUUCACCCUCCAGUGGCUGCUGUGGCCAGCGCGCUGCAGCUGGCACACUGCACUGAUCCGAAACCAGGAGCCAGGUGCUUCUCCUGGUCUCCCAUGCGGGUGCAGGGCCCAAGGACUUGGACCAUCCUCCUUUGCACUCCCGGCCCACAGCAGAGAGCUGGACUGGAAGAGGAGCAACCGGGACAGAAUCUGGUGCUCCAACCAGGACUAGAACCUGGUGUGCCGGGACUAGAACCUGGUGUGCCAGCACUGCAGGCGGAGGAUUAGCCUAUUGAGCCACGGCGCCGGCCUAAUUGCUACUAUUUUAAGUACUGAGAAUGGAGCAGAGAAUAAGAAAGAACAGCUUUAACUUCAUGGAGCUUACUUUCUAGAAGGGGAGACAGAAGAUAUACAGGCUGGCACAGUGGCUCAAUAGGCUAAUCCUCUGCCUGCAGCACCAGCACCCCAGGUUCUAGUCCUGGUCAGGGUGCUGGAUUCUGUCCCAGUUGCCCCUCUUCAAGUCUAGCUCUCUGCUGUGGCCCGGGAGUGCAGUGGAGGAUGGCCCAAGUGCUUGGAGCCAGUCCAAGCAUCUACAGCCAGCUAAUCUUUGACAAAGGAGCUACAGUCAACCCCUGGAGAAAGGACAAACUAUUCAACAAACAGUGCUGGGAAAAUUGGGUCUCUGCAUGUAGAAGUAUGAAACAACACACAUACCUUACACCUUACACAAAAAUCAACUCAAAAUGGAUCAAGGAUCUAAAUCUGUGACCUGAUAACAUCAAAUUACUAGAGGAUAAUAUUGGGGAAACUCUGCAAGACAUUGGUAUAGGCAAAGAUUUCUUGGAAAAGACUCCAGAAGCACAGGCAAUCAAAGCCAAAAUAGACAAAUGAUAUUACAUUAAGCUAAGAAGCUUCUGAACUACAAAGGAACCAUUUAACAAAGUCAAGAGGCUGCCCACAGAAUGGGAGAGAAUAUUUGCAAACUAUGCAACUGAUAAAGGAUUAAUAUCUAGAAUCUAAAAAGAGCUCAAGAAACUUAACAACAAAACAAACAAUCCAGUUAAGAAAUGGGCAAAAGACUUGAACAGGCAUUUUUCAAAAGAUGAAAUUCAAAUGUCCAACAGACAUAUGAAAAAAUGCUCAGAAUCAUUAGCCAUCAGAGAAAUGCAAAUCAAAACCAUACUGAGGUUUCACCUCACUCCAGUUAGAAUGGCUCUCAUACAUAAAUCAGAAAACUGAAUACUGAUGAGGAUGUGGGGAAAAUGUUCCUUAAUCCUUGGUUGGUGGGAAUGCAGAUUGGUACAGCCAUUGUGGAAGACAGCCAUGGAGAUUCCUCAGAAAGCUGAACACAGAUCUACUAUAUGAUUCAGCUAUCCCACUCCUGGGAAAAUGAAAUAAGGGAAAUGAAAUAAGCAUAUAAAAGAGUUAUCUGUAACCCACCAUGUUUAUUACAGCUCAAUUUGCAGUAGCUAAAAUAUGGAAUCAACCUAAAUGUCCUUUAGCUGAUGACUGGAUAAAGAAAAUGUGGUAUAUAUAGACUAUGGAAGAUGACACAGCCAUAUAAUAGAAUGAAAUCCUGUCUUUAGCAAACUGGGAGCCAUUAUACUUAGUGAAAUAAGCAAGUCUCAAAAAUAUAAAUAUCAUAUAUUUUCCCUGAUCUGUGAUAACUAGUAGAGUACUAUAUAUAUAUAUAAUUAUUUGCAUUAAAAUCUACAUAAAAUUAUUCUUGUGCAUAAACUGUUGCAAGGAGAUGGAUUAAAGUAUAAGUGAACUUAAUUAUUAUCUUGUAACCACACAGGAAACAUUUAGAUAUUACAUUGUUCUAUUUAGGUUGCAUUGGUUCUAUUUCAUUGAAAGAAAUUAUGAAUAACUAAUUGCAAAAAUAACUGUAUGUGAAUGAAAUGGUCAUUUUUCCAUUCAAUUAUAGUUCACAGCCAUUGUCUAUGUUCCCACUAAAUUAGGGUCUUUUUGCUUUUUACUUGUUAAACUUCUUAUUUGGUGAAGUAUUAAGCCUUUUUACUGUAAUGUAGAUUUAAACUAUGUUAAAAAAAGAAAGGUAGAAGCAAGGAGGAUGGGAAGAAAGGAGGAAGGGAAGGAGGAAGGGAAUAUCAUUAUUUGUUCUUUGACUUGUAUCUACAAAUCACAUAGAAUCUGUUAAAAUUACUUAAAAGAUGGGGCCAGUGCUGUGACACAGUGGGUUAACACCCUGGCCUGAAGCACUGGCAUCCCAUAUGGGCUCUGGUUCGAGACCCAGCUGCUCCACUUCCUGUCCAGCUCUCUGCUAUGGCCCGGGAUAGCAGUAGAAGAUGGCCCAAGUCCUUGGGUCCCUGCACCCGUGUGGGAGACCUGGAAGAAGCAGCUGGCUCCUGCCUUCAGAUCGGCACAGCUCCGGCCAUUGUGGCCAUUUGGGGAGUGAACCAUCGGAUGGUAGACCUCUCUCUCUCUCUGCCUCUCUUUCUUUGUGUAACUCUGACUUUCAAAUAAAUAAAUAAAUCUUUAAAAAAAUUAAUUAAAAGAUAGAAAAAGUUGGAAAUAUAGUAGAAUUCUUAAAAAUACAUGAAAUUAAACACAUAAACUACAGAACAUGACUUGUGAUUUUGUUGAUGUUGUUAUGGUGGUUUGGAAAUGGAAAAGUCAUGGGAAAGAUUAUGUUGUUUCUACUCUGGGAGAGCUUUCCUCUUAUUCUCAGGAAAAGGUCCAGCAGGGAGAAUAAAUGUGCAACAUUAAUAUUGAAAGCUGCCAAGCUACUCUUGGGUGGCAGGGUAGAAAAAGUAAGGGUUUAGUAACCAAGCAUCUCUGCUUAUAAUUCCAUCUGGGAUUGUAAACUAUAUGCUUAACAAAACUUUCUGGUUGUCUAUUUUCUUAUGUAAAAAUAAUAAUGCUGAUAAACUACACCACAAGAUAUGUACAAUUUUGUAUUUACCUGGUGCAUUGUGAGGAGCAAAGCACUUGUGCUUUCCCUUCUAAUUCCUGUAUUUAUGUAUACAACCCUGUUUCACUAUGAAUUCUUAAUAAUUUUAAUAAAUAUUCUUUUGAUAAAAAAUAAAAUUAAAUAAAUGGCUGAAAGGGAAGUGAGCUGAUGUGAGAAAAAAACAUGCAGAUUGUUUCUAACUGCUGACAUUGUAAGUAAUAAUGACUACAUAAAUGUUCAAUGUACAGUCACUUACUACCUUAAGUUUGUCUUGCCAUAUACUCCUCUAUCACAGUAAAAGAAUUUUUAAAAAGUA